CCAAGGAAAGGACUCUGCUGCGUGCUCUGCUGAGCUCUGGUGCUGUCCAGGGCAGCCCUGCAGUGGGUGCCAGCCCUGCAGUGUGCACAGGGAUCCAGGCCGCUUCCCAGCCGCAGCUCUCCAGCUCUGUAAGGGAGAUCCUGGCAGAGAUGGACUCACCUUGUACAAGGGCCAGCCCGAGAUGCUGGAGGGGAAAGUGCAGCACAACUCGGAGUCAGAGUACCUGGCCAGAGAUGGUCCUUCAAGCAACAGCUCCUUCUACAGCAGCGAAGGAGAGGGGACAGACCACGAGGGAGAUAUUCUGGAUUGCAGCGGCUCCAGGCCUUUACUGAUGGAUUCAGAAGAGGAGGAGGAGACGUGCAAGUUGUGCCCGGGGUUCCUGCAGCCUGUGGCCAGGCACGAGGCCUCCAAGGAGGAUCCCCAGUCCCAGGCCAGAGCGGGGGAGCCGCUGUUCCCGGCCUUCCAGUCGCACAGCGGGGAGGUUUUCAACGAACCCGAUGUGUUUGCCACGGCUCCUUUCCGCAGCUCCAGGAAGGUCCCCGAUGAAGUGGAUGUCUUUACCAAAGCUCCUUUUAUCUGUAAGGGCAGCGCAGCUCUACGGCACCCAGAGGAAGCAGACGUGUUUCUGAGAGCCCCUUUCACUAAGAAGAAGAGCGUGGAAGAGCUGCCUUCCCACAAGGAGCCGUUCACGCCGCCCGUGUUCCUGAGCCAGGGGGGCGACGGCCGAGCUCAGCCCCUGUUCCUGGAUCCAGCGGCCUCGGUGAGAGCUCCACAUGCUCCUGCUGCCUUUGCUCAGCCAGGCAGCCUGCAGCCCUGCUCGGUCAGAGCCGUGGAGGCCCAGGAGAGCAGCCCUGCUAAGGCAGCGCUGCCGGAGCAGGGCGACGCGCUGGGCUCCGUGGCCAGCAAGCCCUUCCGUCCGCAGUCCCUGGCCAAGUAUUCCCGGCACUACAGCCCCGAGGAUGGGCCGGGGCUGGAGGCCAAGCCCAUAGCUGCUUACAAGGUGGUGUCUCAGGCCAACAGGCAGGCCAUAGCGGGCUCUGUGUCCCUUGUCCCACUGUCUGCCAGGACUACGGAGCUGCCCGCCGCGGAUCCCUUCGCCUCGGCGCCCUUCCCUUCCAAAGCAGCAAAGCAGAAGCCUUAAUGUUGCAGGAGCUCGGGCUGUGCUGCCUGCAGGAGCACCCCGUGAGGACCUCAGACCUCUUAGCUGAACUGAAUGACAUAGCAAUAUAUACAUAUAUAUAUAUAAAGUAAUUAUUAUUUUUGGUCAGAACUCUAUUUGCAGUGAUAUAUAGUUGAACCGUUUAAGUUAUGUUUGUCUGAAUGCCUGCCUCUCAGGAUCCUCGUAUCCUUUCCAGUUGCUUCUCACCUUCCUCCUCUCACUGUCUUCCCUCCAUUUAUUUCUUUUUUUUUUAGAUGCUUUUCUCAAACCAGCAGUAUUCCAUAUUUUCUGGUCCUGGGUGGAGAAAUGCACUACAAGAUGAAUUAAAAGGUUUAUUAAUUACAGAGCGAGUCAAGCAGGACUUGCUAAUGCUCUGAAAGGACACGAUUUCACAGGUGAAAGGGUUAUUGUGACUUUUGCUCUCAGUGAUGUUCCUGCUGCCCUGGCAGCCACAGCUCUGGGUGUGCAGGUGGGUGCUGUGCCCGCAGAGCCAGAGCCGUGCUGGGAUGUCUGGUGCCAGUCUGGGCAGUGCUGGCAAAGCAGAGCCAGGGCAGCAGCACAGCUUUGCUCUCCCCCAGGGGAACACGAGGCAGUGCUGCUGCCCCAGGGCUGCAGGCAGGGAAGGUGGUGUGAAGCAAUCAGGCUGUUACUGUUGCUGGAAAAUCAAACGGUCGUGCAAACAAUCAGGAAAAGCUUUCACUUUUACACAUGUGUUUCCUGUCUGGUCUAUGCCAAAGUGUAGCACCUGGAAAUCUGCUUAUGGUGAAGGAGAAAUGUGUAUUUACAGUAUUAAAAGCAGACCUUGCGGGGUCAUUUGUGAUGUGA
Molecule: messenger RNA, 1984 nt
Organism: Passer montanus (Eurasian tree sparrow)
Lineage: Eukaryota; Metazoa; Chordata; Aves; Passeriformes; Passeridae
Exons: 2
Coding region: 182-1141 (319 amino acids)
Source: RefSeq, a predicted model, not a curated record